This is a messenger RNA of Saitoella complicata NRRL Y-17804, 573 nucleotides long. Its product is annotated as ribosomal protein L17B. Gene Ontology annotation, molecular function: structural constituent of ribosome. Gene Ontology annotation, biological process: cytoplasmic translation. NCBI's taxonomy places the organism in Eukaryota, Fungi, Ascomycota, Saitoellomycetes, Saitoellales, Saitoellaceae. The coding region runs from base 10 to 573 and encodes 187 amino acids. Gene Ontology annotation, cellular component: ribosome; cytosolic large ribosomal subunit. The transcript has 3 exons. The record is from RefSeq and is a predicted model, not a curated record.
CAGCAAAAAAUGGUCAGGUACGCCGCCGAACCCGCCCCCUCCGCCAAGUCGGCAAAGACCCGCGGUGACUACCUCCGUGUUCACUUCAAGAACACCCGCGAGGCCGCCCAGGCCAUCUCUGGCAUGAACCUCCAGAAGGCUAUCAAGUACCUUGGUGAUGUCAAGGAGCACAAGCAGGCCAUUCCUUUCCGCAGGUUCAACGGUGGUAUUGGUCGCACUGCUCAGGCCAAGCCUUUCGGUGCUACUAUGGCCCGCUGGCCCGUCAAGUCCGCCGAGUUCCUCCUCGGUCUCCUCAAGAACGCUGAGGCCAACGCCGACGUCAAGGGUCUCGACACCGCCGCCCUCAAGAUCGCCCACAUCCAAGUCAACCAAGCCCCCAAGCAGCGCCGCCGCACUUACCGUGCCCACGGUCGUAUCAACCCCUACAUGUCUUCCCCCUGCCACAUCGAGAUCAUCGUUGCCGAGGAGGACGAGGCUGUUGAGAAGGCCAAGGAGACUGGUGUCGUUAGGUUGAACGCGAGGCAGUUGGGUCGCAAGAGGUUGUUGGAGUCCAGGAAGCCUGCUUCCGCUUAA